Molecule: messenger RNA, 1986 nt
Organism: Malassezia pachydermatis
Lineage: Eukaryota; Fungi; Basidiomycota; Malasseziomycetes; Malasseziales; Malasseziaceae
Product: transmembrane protein subunit of the glycosylphosphatidylinositol transamidase complex
Exons: 3
Coding region: 1-1986 (661 amino acids)
Biological process (GO): attachment of GPI anchor to protein
Cellular component (GO): GPI-anchor transamidase complex
Source: RefSeq, a predicted model, not a curated record
AUGGCGUUGUCGUCGUCGGCGAAGGACGAGACUUCCCAUGAGCGCACAUCGUUCCAACGCAGCUCGCUCCAUAUAAGUAUCAUUGCAGCGCUGGUAGCUGUGACGCUGGCCGCGUUGCCGGUAUGGUGGUCUGCCACGACCAUUGUACGACGGCCUUUGCCGGUCGACGCCGUACGUGCCUGGCAUGCGCAGGGCGCUUGCCCUCUACGUACGGCGUGGACGAUCCAUAUGGAUGGUGAACAUAUCGAUGCUAGUACAUGUACGGCUGUGUAUGAGCGCCUUUUGCAUAGACAAGGGGCAGCGCCUACCGACGACCUGUGCAUCGAUUGGGCCGUCGUUGGAUCGCGCGGGUCGGAGCACCGUGUGUGUGAUAUCGGUGUGUCGAAUACCACGGAAGUCGUGCGUGUACCUGUCCAUACGCACGGCUCUGCUAUGGUGCCAGAGGUCCUGGCCUACCUUGCGCCGCUGCUGGGCGCCCCGACGCGUGAAGAUGCGCGCCCGAUUGAAUACGCACCGCGUGUGCGUCUCGUGUUCAGUUUGAUGCAGGAGGACGCAAGUGAAGGACGCGCCAUUGCGCAAUGGGGCCUCACAGAGGCCUUCCAUGCCUCUGCUUCUGUUCACCCAUCGCUUGCUCCUUUGCAUCGUUUGAUCGAGGCUGUGCGGCCGAUUCACGACAUCGUGUUGGAGACGCAAGUGCAAUGGUAUGCGCCUCUGGAGUUCUCGCCAACUACCAUGUACAACGAGCAAGAGGGCCAGAUUUCCGUACUCUCCAUGGACGACAUCAGUGUAUUUAUUAACUCGCCACAAUGGUCGCUCGAGUCGUACGGCACAUCGGCGAUGGAUGAACGGACCCUCCACUUUAUCUUGUUUGUGCCUCGCCCUCAUCAUGCCCCGCUCUAUCUGCAAAAGGAUCACGAGAUAAUUCGGCAGCCAGCGUGGCUUGUCCCCCAAUGGGGUGGCGUCGUUGUGUGGAAUAGGUACUUGGACGGCUCUGUGAUGGCCGAAGAUGUAUCGCUGGAUGAACUACGUGUGCCUAUGCAGCUGUAUACCAAGCAACUUCUUGCCCUUCUUGGCCUCGAGUAUGAUGGUGUGUUGGAGCAGGAUGCCCUCUUGGAUCUUGCUGUGCGAAGUCUGCAGUGGCGCCGAGCGUUGCAAUUGGCGCGCGAGUCUGUCGACACGCUCACAAGUAUCGUUCGCUUGGUCCACAAAAUCCCCAAUUUGGGCGUGGAUCAGGAUGUACAGCGGGCCUUUACGCACGCUCUUGACGAUCUGCACGCUGCUAAGGCCUUGUCACUGCCGGGCCGCGCCCAUUUGGAUCAGCUUCUUUCGCUGGUCACGUCAGCGCAAUCCCACGCAUCGCAAGCGUUCUUUGAUCCGUCCAUGCUGGAAAUGCUCUACUUCCCCAACGAGCACAAGUAUGCCGUAUAUACCCCUCUUUUCGGGCCCUUGCUGCUGCCUCUUCUCACGGCCAUGGCACGUGAAUGGAAGUAUGCACGCCGUCAUAGACCCUUGUCGCUUCAAGAGCAGGGCGAGGCGCCCACAUCAGAUCUGCCGCCUUCCACAAAGACACCAGAUCAAAGUACACGUCGAGGUGCCUCCCGCACUACGACCCAGAGCUCAUCGUCGGUCGCCCCGUCGUCGUCGACAACCCAACCGACCAAGCCUAUACCCGCCGCACGCCCAGCUCUUUCAGCCAAAGAAGCACGAAAGAAACUUUUCGGCAAACCCAUUUCGUCCCUCUUGCAUACCUCGUCGCCCAAGGACAAAGGCCAUCUGGCACACACCAGCAGGUACCCAGGCCUGCACAAAUCUGUUAAACUGCCUACCCUUCAUACCAACCGUCGCUCGCCCCCGCCAAAGCGGCUGAAACUGCCUACCAAGGAAAAGAAACCUGUCCGAGAGCUCGGCUCGGAUGAAGAGUUGGAGUCGGAGCCAGAGCCAGAGCCAGAGCCAGAAAUCGACUACGAAAAUGAAGGGUUCUUGUAG